GUGUCCUUUUACUCCCGUGACGUAAUUAGUUCCACGUUGACGUUUGUGAGAAUUGUGAUAAACAAUAAUAUAAUAAUAAAUAAAUACACAUUGUUGUGCAAAAUGAAGCCGAAAAUAUAAUGUAUUGUGAGGUUUAAUGAACAUUGUUAUAAAGUAUAUAUUGUUUGUUGAAAGAUAUUGUAGUGAAUAUGUCGGUGCCGAUGGAUAUUAAUCUGAUGGACUUUUUGUUGACGAAAAGUGAUGAUGACAAGUUCACGACCGGCUUGAAAGGCGAUUCGGAUGGUGCUAAUAAUUUUAUGGAGGAUGACAUCUGUUGGGCAGGCGCCGACGAUCUCCUGGACGGAAUCUUUUCGCUGGACGGAGUAGAUCCGGCUCUGGAUAUUCUGAAUUUACCAACAAUAGAUGCUCCGGAUUCCUUAGGUCUACCUCAGAUCUCGGAUAUCUUCCAGGAUGAUAAUAAGAUACAAAUCCAGGACGACGAGGAACAAGUUGUAAACUCCUCCAGUUCUGAUCAUGUGUCGUCUGAUGGAGGGACAUCGGAUAGUGGACAUUGUAGUGACAUUGAUGUGGUCGAUGCUCCCCAAAUCGAUUGCACCAAUGGAAUCAUUCCUCUGGACGAAGACGAAGAGAUCAGUCCAGCCUACAGUCCGGCGGUGUCCAGCCCAGGGCCUUCAGUCAGUGAAGUAGGUGUGGUAUAUUCACCAGAUCAUGCCAGCUCUGUGUUGACAUCUGGUUCUUCGGGAGAUUCUGAUGAUAUGUGCAGUUCUGUUAACGAGAGCAUACAGGUCACGCCGGAGAAGAGGUCCAGAAAUAGAAAUCACCAAUCAGCACCAAGAAUCAUAAACCUCCAAUCCCAGAAACCUCUACAGUAUGGCAGAAAGCAAAACUACGGCAUCACCAAAAGUAAUUCAGGAACCAACACCUACACCAUAUCGUCUGCACCGAAUAUGAACCAAUCAUCAUCAUCAUCUUCAAACAACCAGAACGUCAGGAAAGUCAUCAGAUUGUCGACUGUCAAUUCUGGAAACACAAACAACCCCAGGUCGAUCCUUUUGCCUGUCACCAUCAAGGAUAUGAAGGAUUUGAGGACUAUUAAAAUUAUAAACGCUUCGGGGUUGAAGAAGACGUCUGCUGGGAUCAAAUUGGCUGCUGCUAAUCUUCUGCAGCAGGGGAAGCAGGGGUUGUUGAAGAAUAAUGUUGUUUUGACGCAGCAACAACUUGGAUUAGAUGAUUCCUUUAGUGAGAAAGGCUGCAACAGUGAUGACUCUGUAUUGUACGAUGAGCAUUACGAAGAAGAAGGUGAAUCAGCAUACCCUCGUCUGGUGUUGACGGCAGAGGAGCAAAGACUGCUAAUAAAAGAAGGCAUCACCCUACCAUCGAAUUAUCCGCUCACGAAACACGAAGAGCGCGAACUGAAACGCAUCAGGCGCAAAAUCAGGAACAAGAUCAGCGCCCAGGAUUCGAGGAAACGCAAGAAGGAAUACGUCGAUGGAUUGGAAGACAGGGUGAAACAAUGCACUGAAGAAAAUCAGUCCUUGAUGAAGAGGAUUAAAGUUUUGCAAAAUCAAAACCAAUCGUUGGCUACUCAGCUGAGAAAGUUACAUUCUAUGUUGGCAAAGGGCACAAACAAGACAACGCAGCCUGCAACCUGCCUAAUGGUCCUCUUGCUGAGUAUGGCCUUGAUAGCAGUUCCGUCCCUGCGUCCAGGCGGCACCAGCGUCGCCUCGCAGCAGGAACUGGCAGCGCAGCAGCGGCAGCAGUCGGAGGCGCAGCAGAGAGGAGAAAAUAUGAUGGCCUCGACCAGAAGAUCGCUUCUGUACACGAACGCUCAAGGUUACAUGGAAGAGCCCAUCGACGACGAUCUCAACAUGGACGACCUCCUCACUUUCCACUCGGAUCACGACUAUCCGGUGAUCAUGAAAAGGGCAUCGAAGCCCGAAACGACUGCCAACGGUUCGCCCAGAAAACGCGUCCUUAUAGACCUACCCGUCGACGACACCUGGCCGCCGCCCAAGAUGAAAAAGUACGACAAGAACGACGAAAUGGGCGUUCUUUACGACGAGGAAUCCCUGGACGUUAAAUCUGAAGUCGAGUACGAUUAUUAUUAUCCGGAUGGGACUCUGGAACCGGACGGGGUUAUUAAUAUGUACGAUCCUUUGGAGGAGAUGCUGGAAGGGCCUGGUUCUGUUUACACGAUUGGAGGUAAGAUCGGAGAGCUUUUGGAUGUUGGUGUUCAGCAGGUGAGUGAGGUAGAGAUGAUUGGUGUCGAUGCCAAAAAUAAGUCGAAGAAGGUUGAGGUCAACCAGGGGGUCGUUGUGCAGGUCACCGAGGGGAAAAGAUAAAUGAUGGUUAGAGAUCCGGAUUAACUCGUAUUAGCCGGCUGUACUAAUACGUAGUACAGUAAUUAUAGAUUUUGAAACUUUUUAAUAGUUUGUUUAAUGUGGAUAAAAUAUUUGUCAAAAAAACUCUUGGGCUAGUGAAGGGUCCGCCAUAUAACAUUUUUUAUUGGUAACAAUUUAAAAUUUUUGACAGCCAUUAAAAAGUUAGACAGCCAUUUCAAUGAUUUAUUAACCAGAAGGAUUGCACUUUCAAAUAGAAAAGAUUUCAAUUGAGAAAAUAUUUAUAGUUUAUAUAUAGUAUUUUCAAAAAAAAAGUUAUCUGACGGACCCUAUAUUAGUUAUGAGGUGAAUUAAGAUAUAUUGAAAUAUAUAUUAGGAUGGUCCUUAAGGGGCACAACUAG
Messenger RNA from Ctenocephalides felis (cat flea), 2740 nucleotides. Its product is annotated as probable basic-leucine zipper transcription factor J. Gene Ontology annotation, biological process: regulation of transcription by RNA polymerase II. Gene Ontology annotation, cellular component: nucleus. Lineage: Eukaryota; Metazoa; Arthropoda; Insecta; Siphonaptera; Pulicidae. Gene Ontology annotation, molecular function: RNA polymerase II cis-regulatory region sequence-specific DNA binding; DNA-binding transcription factor activity, RNA polymerase II-specific. The transcript has 9 exons. The record is from RefSeq and is a predicted model, not a curated record. Bases 189 to 2342 code for a protein of 717 amino acids.